This is a messenger RNA of Pelobates cultripes (western spadefoot toad), 594 nucleotides long. Lineage: Eukaryota; Metazoa; Chordata; Amphibia; Anura; Pelobatidae. The record is from the annotation of a GenBank genome assembly.
AUGGCAGAACUGUCUGACAAGCUUCAAGCAAGUAUUACAGCACAGAUCCACACACUCACCACCGACCUCCGCAAAGAACUCCUGGAAAUAGGGAGCAGGACGGCCCACGUGGAGAAAUCGCUACACGACUUCGCUGUGGCACACAAUAGCCUGGCGGACAGAUUACAGGAGCUGGAGACCUCCCUGGAAGCGCAAAAAUGCAAGGUAGCAGACCUGGAUGAUAGAUCCAGGAGGAACAACCUCCGUUUCAGGGGAAUACCGGAAUCCAUUCACAAUACAGAACAGAACAAGUAUCUGACCAACCUGUUCCAAGAAUUAACUCCAUCUACACACCCUGACCUCCUGGCAAUCGACAGAGCCCACCGCCUGCGCAGGCCAAACCACCUACCCACCACAACCGCAAGAGAUGUUAUAGCUCGCAUUCACUUCUACCAUGUGAAAGAGCACAUCACAAAGGCCUGCAGAAACGCAGCCCUUCCCGAGCCAUAUUCCAGCAUCAAAAUCUUCGCGGAUCUAUCUGCCACCACGCUGCAAUUCCGAAAAUCGAUGACCCAAGUUACAACCACCCUCAGAUCCAACGACAUUGGCUACUGA